This is a messenger RNA of Oncorhynchus tshawytscha (Chinook salmon), 3530 nucleotides long. RefSeq names its product WD repeat-containing protein 49-like. Bases 520 to 3450 code for a protein of 976 amino acids. The transcript has 20 exons. The record is from RefSeq and is a predicted model, not a curated record. NCBI's taxonomy places the organism in Eukaryota, Metazoa, Chordata, Actinopteri, Salmoniformes, Salmonidae. Gene Ontology annotation, molecular function: protein binding.
CAGUGUGUUUGUGGUGGUGGUGGGGGGGUGGCUUUCUUUGCCACUGUUAUGGCUGUUGUUGGCAGUUAACUCUGUGAGUGUGUUUGUGGGGGAGGGUGGCUUUCUUUGCCACUGUUAUGGCUGCUGUUGGCAGUUAACUCUGUGUUCCCGGUACUGGAGAGGUCUUUGUGUUGGAUGCACUGGUGCUUAUUUCAACCAUGUACUAUACUUCAACUUAGUGGUGUGAGGGGACAACGCAUCAUGUCAAGGUUAUAAAGUGAAGAACAAACUGGGGAAAAAAACAUUCAGACACUCUUGGAGAAAAUGGGGAAUCAAUUCAAACUUCAUUCAAACCAAAGCUACAUGAAAGACAUGUCUGUAGUGCCUUAGUGGUGUGAAAGCACUUCUGAAGACCUCUGGACCCCUUAAGGACACCUGGGAGAGGAGACCCGGUCAUGCACGCAGAUUGACGUGAGCAGAGAACCAUCUGAUUGAGCUGCUAGCUGUUACCCUGUCUGAGUGGAAACCACAGAGACCAAGAUGGAGGCGGGACUACUGGAGAGCAGGCUGAGUAUGGAGGACUAUGAGAAACUGCAGAGCCUCUUUCUGGGUGACAGUGAAGCAGGCGUGUCCUUCUCCAGGGCAGAGUUUAUAGAACAAGCUUGGUCUGCAGUGAGACGUGGCUCCAGGGAGGAGUACGGCCUCCUAUUCGACAGUGUUGUUGUCACUCAGGAGCAGCGUAGCCUGCUAUUGGACAGUGCUGACGAGCGAGGGGAGAGGAGAGUAGACUGGGAGAGGCUGACUUCCUUCCUGCUGUUAGGGCUGUCAGAAAAAGAGGAGAAUGAACGGGCUGCCACUGUGCCUCGCUGGCAGCCUCCACAAACUCUGACCCCUCCACACCGUGACCCUGUCCAACAGGUGGUGUACCUGCGUAGCUCAAGCCGGUACCUGUCGGUGAGUAAGGGGGGCACGCUGGGGGUGUGGGCGGGGGAGGACUUUGCCCUUCUCCAAACACACCGCCUCCACAACGACUCUGUCAGGCCCAAAGAUCUCUGGGUAACAGCUAUGGUGGUGCUGCACAACGUAAACAAGAUAGCUGUGUCAUUCACCAGUAAGGAGCUGUGUUUCUAUGACUUGCUGUCCAAGCAGCAGUUUAGCUGCCAGUAUAAACUGCAGGGUCUGAGAUACGCCCCUCUCAGUCUGGACUACUGGUGUCACCCCACUUACCCUGCCCAGGCUGUACUCACCAUGGGAGACACAGGGGGACAGGUCAGUGCCAUAUGCUUCAGGUCAGCUCAGAUCUCCCUGUUUGAGAGGCCCAGUCCAGGGGCGGAGACAGACUCUGCUGACAUCAUCAAGUGGAAGGAGCUAGUUGAAGGUCGCCAUCGCUGCUGCUACACACUGAGACACCGAGCUCAUGGACACGUCUGGGUACGCAGAGUGCGUUUCCUGGGCUCUCUGGAGGCGUUGUUGUCGUGCAGCACCAGCCCCCAGAGUAGCAUGGUGAUUGGCUGGAGGGAGAAAGAGGGCGAGCCCCUCAGAGUCACCGCCUUCCACACGGAGAAAGGAACCAAUGACCUGGACCAUCACUCUGGGAUGAAUUUGAUAGCCACCGCAGGUAUAGACAACAAGGUGCUGCUGUGGAACCCCUAUGUGAUCUCUAAACCAGUGGGUGUACUCCGAGGUCACAUGAGCAGUGUUACAGCCGUACGCUUCAUAGUGGGCAAGAAACAGCUGAUCAGCUUCUCCAAGGACAAGGUGCUGAGGUUGUGGGAUGUGGCUAGUCAGCUGUGUAUUCAGCGUAUCGCCGGCAUCUUCCCCAAGACACAGGAGGAGUGUCACACUCUUCUGUUCCUCAGUGAGGAGCGCUCACGCCUCCUCCUCUCCUUCAACAGUCUGCUCCUCCUCAUGGAAGCCAAGAGAGAGGAGGGGAGGAGAGUCACCAGCCAUGAGAACUCUGUCACCUGUGUCCUCUAUAACAGCCUGUUCAGACAGGUGAUCAGCAGUGACUCUGGCUCCUCAGUGAUCUGUUGGCUGGUGGACACAGGUCAGAAGGUCAAGCAGUUCCACCGUUGUCAUGGUGAUGCUGAGAUCUCCACCAUGGCGCUGGAUGGGACACAGACACGCUUGUUCACCGCCGGCACAGACGGAGUAGUCAAGAUCUGGGACUUUAACGGGCACUGUCACCACAGGCUGAAUGCGGGCCGGGACCAGGCCGUGGACAUCUCCCAGGUUCUAGUGCUGAAGAGAACCGUGCUGGUCAUGGGCUGGGAGAGGAUGUUAACAGUGUUCAGACUGCCCUCGUUCUCCCAGUUCUUUGUUCAGCCCUCUGAGUGGAAGGGAGGAGUUCAGCAUAACGACGACGUCCUGUGUGCCGCAUUCCUGCCCCCUCAAACCCUUGUCACAGGAAGUUACGACGGGGAGCUGACGGUGUGGAACAACAGCACAGAGAACGCCCUGAGAAAGCUCCGUCCAGAUCCCGAGAGAGAACGCAGCAGGCCUCAGACGGUGUGUAAUGUGAACGGCGAGCAGGACUCAGAGAGCAGUGAUGGCGUCUCCAGACUCUUCUUCCUGCCAGGACGUAAGGGCGUUGCCACCGUUGGUGGAGCAGACCUGGUCUCAUGUGGCGGUUCUGGUCUGGUUCGGUUUUGGAACACGGUCCAUAGCGGUCUGGUUGCUGUGUUCACAGCUCAUAAAGACAUAGGGUCCAUCAUCAUGACCAUGACCGCCUGUGGUCGAUACCUGAUCACUGCUGACAUGGAGGGAACCCUGAAGACCUGGGGCAUACAGGAAUACUGCCUCCUGCCCAGCGACGGAGUGACCAGUGAGGCUCCAGAAUUGCUGGGUAGUCUCCGCCCACACAUGGACUGUGUAACUCACCUGGAGACGUGCCUCCAUGGCGGCAGGCUCCUCCUCCUCUCAGCAUCUGCAGACUGUAGCGUAGCUCUCAGCUACCUGCCUGGGGACACAGUGGGCGUGUUCGGACAGUGUGUGCAUGAUGUGUGUGUGUGUAGUAUUCCCGGUGACUGUCCUCCUCCGAGUAGUAUUUUGGGGCGAAGCUACAGGGAGAGGCAGGGCCUGAGGGUGAGUGACAGCCGACCUGGCCAUAGGGAGACACCAUUGAAUACUGAUGUUGGUACGUUCAGUGGGCUGCGUAUCGGAGAAGUACAGUCUGUCAGAGAGCUGUCCAGACCAGAGUUCGUCAUACACCCUCACCGCUACUUCAACCAUAGCGCCAAAACCAGCCCAAUAUUCACACCCCUACCUGCCAACACUGAGGGUACGCCCCUUAAUGUGGUGAAGGCUGCCUUUGACCAGCGGAGUCUGUUCCCUAAAGAGCUUCUGGAUGAGGAGGACAGGCCUAGCCAUGGAGCCAGGAAACAGGGGAGCAGGGAGAACCGGAUCAACGACAGGGGGCGUGGGAGGAAGGACAGACAAAGAAAGGGUAGUUCCUCUGGAGCCUUCAAGUGAAGACGUCAUUUAUAUUGUUAUCUACUUUAUCACGUUUCAAUAUAACUUAAAUGUCUGUCAAAUUAAAUCUGAUCAAUCAA